AAGGUACUCCAAUCCGAGGUGGGCUUCAGAUCGAGAGCAGCGAAGAGACGGAUCAGGGUAAAUAUGAAUGCGUCGCCAGCAACAGUGCCGGAGUGCGCUAUUCUUCGCCCGCCAACCUAUACGUGAGAGAGCUACGAGAAGUGCGGCGCGUGGCUCCUCGGUUCUCCAUCCCGCCCACCAGCCACGAGAUCAUGCCGGGCGGGAACGUGAACAUCACCUGCGUGGCGGUGGGCUCCCCGAUGCCGUACGUCAAGUGGAUGCAAGGGGCCGAAGACUUGACGCCGGAAGACGACAUGCCGGUGGGACGCAAUGUCCUCGAGCUGACCGACGUGAAAGACUCCGCGAACUAUACAUGCGUCGCCAUGUCGAGCUUGGGCGUGAUUGAAGCCGUGGCCCAGAUCACCGUCAAAUCCUUUCCCAAAGCUCCAGGCACCCCUGUUGUCACCGAGACCACUGCCACCAGCAUCACCAUAACCUGGGACUCCGGAAAUCCGGACCCCGUCUCCUAUUACGUGAUCGAGUAUAAGUCGAAGAGUCAGGACGGGCCGUAUCAAAUCAAGGAGGACAUCACUACGACCCGCUACAGCAUUGGGGGGCUUAGUCCCAACUCAGAAUAUGAGAUCUGGGUGUCGGCGGUGAACACCAUUGGGCAGGGCCCCCACAGCGAUUCCGUUGUGACCCGUACGGGGGAGCAGGCACCUGCCAGCGCCCCCCGAAAUGUUCAGGGCCGGAUGUUGAGCGCUUCGACCAUGAUCAUCCAGUGGGAGGAACCGGUGGAGCCCAACGGUCAGAUCCGGGGAUACAGGGUAUAUUACACCAUGGAGCCCGAUCAGCCGGUCAGCAACUGGCAGAAACACAACGUGGACGAUAGUCUCCUGACCACCGUCGGGAGCCUUCUGGAGCAUGAGACCUACACCGUGCGAGUCUUGGCGUUCACAUCCGUGGGGGACGGCCCGCUCUCGGAUCCCAUCCAAGUGAAAACCCAGCAAGGAGUUCCUGAAGACGUUUGACCCCGUGACUUUCUUCCUGGUGAAAGAACUCAACCCCAACACGGAAUACGUCUUCCAGUUGGCGGCUCGCUCAACCUUGGGCCUUGGAGCCCCGACAUCGGAGGUCAGGGAGCGCACGCUGCAGUCUA
Thamnophis sirtalis is the source of this 1138-nucleotide messenger RNA. Lineage: Eukaryota; Metazoa; Chordata; Lepidosauria; Squamata; Natricidae. The record is from RefSeq and is a predicted model, not a curated record.